Molecule: messenger RNA, 2382 nt
Organism: Aspergillus aculeatinus CBS 121060
Lineage: Eukaryota; Fungi; Ascomycota; Eurotiomycetes; Eurotiales; Aspergillaceae
Product: putative rhamnosidase B
Exons: 2
Coding region: 1-2382 (793 amino acids)
Biological process (GO): carbohydrate metabolic process
Source: RefSeq, a predicted model, not a curated record
AUGACCAGCACGAAUUGGGCCCUGUCCGCUCCAUGGAUCUGGGUCCCGCACUACCUGGAAGAGGACAACCAGCCCGGACGAUACUUUCUUUUCCGCAAAACAUUCCAAUGGUCUGGAACCGCUCGCAGUGACCAAGAAUGCCUCGUGCACGUCUCCGCCGAUAGUCGCUAUCGCCUGUUCGUCAACGGGCGCAGCGUCAGCUUCGGCCCCUGCAAAUCGCAUCCCGGCAAGUGGUACUAUGAGACGGUGGACAUUCGCCCGUACCUCGCCGCCGGCGCGAACGUGAUCAGUGCCCGGGUCCUGCGCUACUCGAGUAUCGUGGCCGGCUCUUCCUCGAUCGUCAGCUCGCCGUUGCCGGGGUUCAUGCUGUAUUCGACGGAUGAGGAUGUCCCGAUCUCCAGCGAUGUGUCGUGGAGAUGCCGGGAGCAAAGGUCUGUGCAGAUCGUUCCGCACGCGGAGUGGAAUUUCCUGCUGGGACCGCCGUUCAUGGCGAACAAUGAGCGUGUCGAGGAGGAUCCGGCCCUGUGUGGUUGGCAGGACGCUGGAUACGAUGACUCCGCAUGGGAGGCUGCUGUCGUGCAGUCCAACGCGGUCAAGAUGAUGCCCAUUGUGAGCCAUUGGCAGCUUAGCCCGCGGCCGAUCCCUCCGCUGCCGGAGAUACCGUGCGGUUUCGAUGGAGUCGCCAAGUCAUCCGGUGUAGCUCGAGCGGAAGACUGGCAGGCGCUCGUAUCCAGUGGUCAGCCUGUCGUCAUUCCGGCGGGUGAGAGCGUAAAGGUCGACUUGAGCGUGGACGAACUCAUGACUGCUUUCAUCAACCUGUCGUUCAGCGGAGGGUCUGGCGCACAGAUCACAAUGCUGUAUGCGGAGUGCUACGAGAAGGAUCUCGGGGUGGAUACCGCUCCUUUUCCCAUGCCACGAACCAAGGCCAACCGCGCGGACGUCAGCGGUCGGCUCUACGGGCCUAGGGACUAUUACACUGUUACGGCUGGCCGGGAGACGCACUCGUUCGAGCCAUUCUGGUUCCGCUGUUUCCGCUACGCGCAGAUCGAGAUCACCACGGCCGACCAGCCUUUGACGCUGGACCGGAUAUCCCUGCGAGAGACAUCGUACCCACUGGACAUCAAGACGAAGAUCCAAGCAGGCGACGAACUCACCAAGAUUUGGGACAUAAGUCUGCACACGCUCAAGAACUGCCGCCACGAAACCUUCGAGGACUGUCCAUUCUACGAGCAGAACCAGUUCGCAUCCGACUCGCGGCUCCAGAUGCUCUUCAACUACCAGCUCUCGCCGGACGACCGCUUAGCCCGGAAGACCAUGGAGGAGUUCCACGCCAGCCGCACCGCCGACGGCCUCAUCAUCGCCCAGUACCCCACGGGCCUCCCGCUCAAGCAGAUCCCGCAGUUCUCCCUCUACUUCAUCCUGAUGGUGCACGACCACAUGCGGUACUUCGGCGACCAGACCCUCGUCCGCCGGUACCUGGGUACAGUCGACAGCAUCCUGAACCACUUCGACCAGCGUCUCGACAGCCGGGGGCUGGUGGGCCAGUUCGAGCCAAUCACCUGGCCCUUCGUCGACUGGGUCAAGGAAUGGUUCGUGCCCGGCCAGAUCUUCCAAUCGUGCAUGCCGCCCGCCUACCACUCCCACAGCGCCGGCGCCGCAACCAUCAACAGCCUCCUCUACGCAAUGACCCUCCUCCAUGCCGCCGACCUCUGCAUUUUUGCAGGACGCAACGACACCGCCACCGAAUACCGCGCCCGCGCCGACGCCCUCCGCCGCGCCGUGAACCGGCACUGCAAGGGUCGGGACGGGCUAUACACAGACGGCCCCGGCGUGGAGCAAUACAGCCAACACACGCAGAUCUUCGCCAUCCUAUCGGAGACCGUCACGGGCGACGCAGCGACGAGCCUCAUGCGCCGGUGCGUUGAGGAGUCCCCCCUCCUCCCGCAGUGCUCCUACGCGAUGAAGUUCUACGUCUUCCGCGCCGCCGAGAAGGCCGGCGUCUACGCGGAGGUGUUCCACCGCCUGCUCGAGCCGUGGCGCGCCAUGAUGGCCGAGAAUCUGACGACUUGGGCCGAGGACGACGUCAACGCGCGCAGUGACUGUCACGGUUGGAGUGCCUGUCCGGUCAACGAGCUGGUCACGCAGGUCUUUGGCGUGACGCCGGGGUUUGCGGGGGCUCCAAGGAUCCGGAUCGAGCCGCGGCGGGAGCUGGUGGAGCGGGCGGAGGGGUGGUUGUGGACUCCUGCUGGGGAGGUGAAGGUGAGUUGGGGGACGGAUGGGCCGGUGGAGGUUGAGGCGAUGGCGUCGGUCACUGUUGAGGUUGUUGCUGGGGGAAGGACGGAGGUUGUUGAGUUGGAGCCGGGGAAGGUGGUUCGGGUUUAG